GGGACGCGCCCUGUGCCUUGCAGUGCCCGCGCACGCCUUGUAGACACGCCCCCUCCACGUCACCAGACAGGCCGGGGCAGACAUGGCGGAGCGGAGGAGACACAAGAAGCGGAUCCAGGAGGUAGGUGAGCCGACCAAAGAUGAAAAAGCAAUUGCUAAGUACCUGCGUUUCAACUGCGCAUCAAAGUCUACCAACAUGAUGGGGCACAGAGUUGACUACUUUGUUGCUUCCAAAGCGGUGGACUGUCUUCUUGAUUCUAAAUGGGCAAAAGCGAAGAAAGGAGAAGAGGCCUUGUUUACGAACCGGGAGUCCGUAGUUGACUUUUGCAACAAGCUUCUUAAGAAACAGUUCUUUCACCGUGCAUUAAAAGUGGUGAAAAUGAAGCCAGACAAAGACCCAAAGAAGGAGAAAGAGAAGGGCAAAAAUGACAGUGCUAAAGAAGAUGAGAAAAAGAGUAAAAAAGAUACUUCUAAGGAGGAUAAAGCCAAGAAGGAUAAAGAGAAGAAAAAGGAAGCGGAGAAAGAAGAAAGCAAAAAGGAUGAGACUCCUGGAACUCCUAAGAAAAAGGAAACCAAGAGAAAGUUUAAGCUUGAGCCACAUGAAGAUCAGGUUUUCCUGGAUGGCAAUGAGGUGUAUGUGUGGAUCUAUGACCCAGUCCAUUUUAAAACCUUCGCUAUGGGCCUCAUCCUUGUAAUCGCUGUGAUCGCCGCCACCCUCUUUCCUCUUUGGCCCGCGGAAAUGCGUGUUGGAGUUUAUUAUCUCAGUGUGGGAGCUGGUUGUUUUGUGGCCAGUAUUCUUCUUCUUGCUGUCGCUCGAUGCAUUCUGUUCCUUAUCAUUUGGCUCCUGACUGGAGGAAGACACCACUUCUGGUUCCUUCCUAACCUGACGGCGGAUGUUGGCUUCAUCGACUCUUUCCGACCACUAUAUACUCACGAUUACAAGGGACCAAAGACCGAGCAGAAGAAAGAUGAAAAGCAAGAUUCGAAAAAGCCACUAAAGUCUGACAGUGAAGAUAAAUCUGACAGCGAGAAAAAGGAAGACGAGGAGGCUAAGGUAGCUGAGGCAGCAGAAGGAUCAGGCACUGAAGGCUCAGGUCCAGAAAGGCAGUCAGACACAGACAGUGACAGGCGAGAGGAUGAAGGCUCACAGCACAGUAGUGGCAAUGGCAAUGAUUUUGAAAUGAUCACAAAAGAGGAACUUGAGCAGCAGACAGAUGAAGGAGACUGCGAGGAAGAAGAGCAGGAAGCGACAGCCGAGACAGAACCUCUGCGUGAAACAUCUUAAUGCAGUGGCGGGGCUGUAGGACUGAUUUAUGUGCAUACGAAAGGAUUUUUCUGUGGAGUGAUCACCAAAACAUUCACACAUCUCUUCUGUCUUCUAUCAGAUAUGCAGGGUGGAUAGGGAUCAUCAAAUUCACCACACAGAUAGCAUUCUAGCUUCAAAUAUGAUCUUAAAGUUCUUUUUGAAUUUCCUUUUAUCUGUAAAAAAAAGACCAAAUUGCAAGGGUCUUCAGCUCCUGCCUGCUCUUAGUGCACUUUCAUAUAUGAGCCACUGGGUUAGAUGACGCUUUUUUUGACCUCUGCAUGCCGCGCUAACGCAUAAUGGUCGGUCUACUGCAUGCAAUGCAAUACGGUCUCUUCAUUUCAGGAAGUGUUAGGGGGAAAAACCUCAGCAGCUCUCUAUUGUAGCAAAGUAUUUAAUGAUUAAUAUAUUUUUUAAGAGGUACUCUCUUAUAUAUGCUUGGUCAGGUCAGCGUGUACUCGGCAUUAAAGUGCUAUUCCAUCAUCGCCAAAACUGGAGAUUUUUCUAUAUAUUUUUUUCCUUUGAAUUUGAUGAUCCCUAUUUACAUAUUAAUCUGUCUGUCCCUUUUAUGUAUAUUAAAGUUUAGAUUUUUUUAAUACAACAUGUAACUAUUGUUGACAACCCCUCCUAUGUAACAGUUGAGCUCACCAAUCUUUGCAUUUGUUUUAAAGCGCAAAAAAAAAAUAUAUAUACCAUCUCACUUUUAUUAAUAGUACAGUGGAAACAAUCAGUAUGCAGACAACUAUGUACUAGAACUGUCCAACAGAAUGGUGCUUUCAAAUUUUUGAUACUUUAUUCACAUAAGUAAUGCAGGCGUUCAGCAUGGUCAAGCAGCGGGAGCAUCUCCCAUCUAUGGUAUUGUCCCUGUUAAAGUAUAAUACUGUCCAUAAUGCAAAUCUUAGUUUCGGUAAGACUACAGGACCAGUCUACUGACAGCAAAGGCAGUUGUCUGAAUAAUAAAGGGGUUGUAUCA
This is a messenger RNA of Bufo bufo (common toad), 2276 nucleotides long. RefSeq names its product SEC62 homolog, preprotein translocation factor (gene SEC62). Gene Ontology annotation, cellular component: endoplasmic reticulum; endoplasmic reticulum membrane. The record is from RefSeq and is a predicted model, not a curated record. The coding region runs from base 83 to 1285 and encodes 400 amino acids. The transcript has 8 exons. Lineage: Eukaryota; Metazoa; Chordata; Amphibia; Anura; Bufonidae. Gene Ontology annotation, biological process: post-translational protein targeting to membrane, translocation.